AUGGAGGUGUUGAGCAAGGCGUCUCGAGUGGCCACGUCCAAAACUGCACGGAGGACAAUUGUGAACGCGAGCCUCCUCGUCGGCACGUCGUUAUUUCUGCUGCCCUUUGCUGCUAUCGCCUCUAUCCUUUUUUUCCGCGACUACCUACCUGAGCAAGUAGUGACGACCCCAGUCCACCUCCAGUACGGAUCAGGUGCAAAUCCCUUUGGAACAGCAACCAUCCCGACGUCUGCUCUGAGAUCGCAGCAGGAGUAUGAUGUGUCCGUCACGUUGUCUAUGCCUCGUUCGCCUGCCAACACACAACGAGGCAACUUCAUGAUUGCUAUCCACCUGCUGGAUGUUGGAGCCUUGUCGACGGGAAGCAACAAAAUACAGCCUCAUAUCGCUCCUGAACCCUAUGCUCAUUUCGACGGAAAGACAGUCCUUUUGUCUUCAAGGCGGCCCGCUUUGGUGCCAUAUCAAGAUCCAAUGGUAUCGACAGCGUCGCGAAUCCUCUUCCUAGCCUACCACGUUUUGUUCUCCGAUUCGGAAACUUGCGUACUGACCGUACCGAUGGCCGAGCGCGUGGAGUUGGCCAGAGGCUCCUCCUUACCCGCUUCAGCGUACCUUGAACUUCAGGGCGGCCAGGAUAUCGAGACAUACUCUGCCUCGAUUACGCUGACUGCUCAACUGCGGGGAUUGCGUUGGCUGAUGUACAACUACCGCGUGAUGACUCUGACCGCUGCCGUCCUGGUAUUCUGGGCAUCCGAGAUCAUAUUCAUGGCGGUGGCAUGGCUGGCAUGGUCUGGGCUUUCAGGAUCGUCACAGGGCUCUGGCAUCGGCAAUGGAGGAAUCGUGGAAAAGUCGUACAAUAAGUCGAUGGGGCAAGCCAAGCGAGAGGAAGGAAGUGGCAUCGAUGAGCUGUCGGAUGCCCCGAGGACGUUCCCGACCUAUGGGAACCAGGCUCCGUUACGGUAUGAGCCUGAAGUCAAGGACGAGCAGCAUGCGGGGCCUCGUGUGGAGGACCUGCUCCCGCUCGGUGGUGAGGCCGACGACGAGGAAGAAGAUGACGGAAGGGGCUUCAGGGGGGACUCGGGCAUUGGAACGAGUUAUAGAGACGGGGAGGCACCUGAGCGCUGGUACGGAGCUAAGGGCACUAUCUUGUCGCUUCCUUGCCCUCCCACACCGCCAGCUGCCGCCGCCAUUGUCUUGAGCCUUGUCCCAACUUCGACCACAUCACGCUGUAGCCAACAAUACUCUGAUCGCCGCAUUGUCACUGGCGACCGCGGUGCCCUUCGCCCAUUCUCCUUCCUUGCUCGGACUGCGGCGCUUCUACGCGCUCUAGUCCGCUUCGCAGCCAUGCCCUGCUUUAAAGGGAUUGCCGUUAGCAUACAUGCCAACGGUGCUCCUCUUCCCGAGCAUGGUAUGCAAAAGCAGUCACGACUGUCACGCAUCAGCACCUAUAUACCCGUGCCUCAGCCAAGCAUCAACCCCGAUUCGAACAAGCCCGAGCCUGCCAAGUUCGCCAUUUCAAUUACCCUCUUGACACCCGGCUUGCCGAUCCCGUACUCGACUCCGAAGUCCACCGAGACGAACCCUUAUCCCAAGCCCCAGUUCGUCGGAGGCCUGCCCACCGCCGCUCAAGGUCCUUCGAAGUUCUCCGGAGUCGUCAACCCCUAUAUUCCCAUGACCAAUUCUGAGAAUGAGACGAUAGCCGCCUACAUAUACUUUGACGGAAGAUCCAAGGAGGAAGUCGCCACGCUUCUGCGACCGGGUGAGGAGACCUGGGUCAACAGUCGUUGGGUUCAGGUACCCGAUUCUGAAGGCGGAGGUCUUGCUGAGCGCGAAUUUUUAUUCCGCGAAGUCGGCUUGGAGCGUUGGCUUAACGGCUUGGACCUUCAAGGUCACGAUGCGGCAGAGAAGCUGGAACGUCGCCGUCAAAAGUUCGAGAAGCGACGCAGGAGACAAAAGACUACGACUGGAGCGACAAGCAUGCAAGUUGAGGAAGGCCCCAACGGCCCCAGAGACACUCUGCGCUACGGUGCCGAGGACGGAUCUCCUGUUGAGGCUGUCUUUGGCGAAGACGACUCUGACUCCUUAUCCGACGAUGACGAGAUCCCCGAGGCAACUGGACAGAUCAAGGUGCUGAUGUUCCGUGUGCUUGCUUCUGGCGAAAUAAAAAAAGGAGAAUACUCUCCACAGUUCGAUGCUCAUGACGAUGACGAUGACGCGGAGUCCGGAAAGCAAGGCAAUGGGAAGAGCGGCGUCGAUGCUGACGUGGAGCACACUACAAGCUUUGCCAAGCCCAAGACGUUGGAUCCGAAGACUAUUAGUACUCAGACCGUGACGGGUAUCGAUGGCCCCGACAAGCCAUAUGCUUCUUUCACAUUCUUCUACCGCGGGGAGAGGCAACUCCAGAAGAUUGGCAUCAUUGCUUCUUCAAAGGCAGCCCAGGCAACGCCGGGAUCUGCCAAACGCCGGUCUGGGCAGCUAGACUUUUCAAGCCUCGGCCCCUUGAAGACCUCUGGCACCGUUGGAUUUUCUGCCUUCAGAGACCAGGAUACAGAGGCCACCAGACGACGGAAAGCCCGCAAGAAGAGCAAUGGCAAUAUUGGGGGAGCUCUCAAUGACGACAGUGACGACGAUGACGACGAGAGUGAACUUCUUGGAAAGAUGCAGGAUAUUGAUGAAAAGGACAUCAAUAACAAGCUCGCCCCCGAGGACGUUAGAUCUCAAGGGGAGCUUGCUGAUGGUGUGAACCGUAUUCGACUUAAGAGAGCACAUUCAGCCGAGCCCGACCGCUCCGAGAACGCAGGUGCCACCAAUAACUCUGUAAACUCGGGCGCGUUCGGUAAUCCGUUGAUUGGCGCUGCAAGCGCUGCAGGCAAUGGCGAUGUUUCCGAGGGCGUGAACCAGGACCCUAGCAACGACGCUACGAUAGAGGGAACAAUUGGGAGCCCCUUGAAGAAACAUCGGCCGAGUAUUUCUGGCGGCGAUGAUCAAAUCCGAGCCCAGUCAAAUAACUCAGGUUUGAGCGAUGUCAUGAACCGUGGGGUCCCUACACAGACAAAUGCGCCGGCCACCUCGGGUACCAAUGUCGACGAGGAAGAGCUGUGA
This is a messenger RNA of Colletotrichum lupini, 3096 nucleotides long. RefSeq lists its product as uncharacterized. NCBI's taxonomy places the organism in Eukaryota, Fungi, Ascomycota, Sordariomycetes, Glomerellales, Glomerellaceae. Bases 1 to 3096 code for a protein of 1031 amino acids. The record is from RefSeq and is a predicted model, not a curated record. The transcript is spliced from 8 exons. Gene Ontology annotation, biological process: lipid storage.